Messenger RNA from Trachemys scripta elegans, 815 nucleotides. RefSeq names its product TATA-box binding protein associated factor 13 (gene TAF13). The record is from RefSeq and is a predicted model, not a curated record. The transcript is spliced from 4 exons. Gene Ontology annotation, molecular function: protein heterodimerization activity. The coding region runs from base 79 to 453 and encodes 124 amino acids. Gene Ontology annotation, biological process: transcription by RNA polymerase II. Lineage: Eukaryota; Metazoa; Chordata; Testudines; Emydidae. Gene Ontology annotation, cellular component: transcription factor TFIID complex.
UGCCGUACAACAAGAUGGCGCCGCCCACAGCCCAGCCGGAGGCGGGACUGGGAGAGGAAGUGAGGUGCCGCGGUGACUAUGGCGGACGAGGAGGAGGACCCGCCGUUUGAAGAGGACACUGAGGAAGCCGGAGGAGGCCCAGAUGGUGGGCAGGGCAAGAGGAAGAGGCUGUUCUCCAAAGAGCUAAGAUGUAUGAUGUAUGGGUUUGGAGAUGACCAGAAUCCCUACACAGAGUCAGUGGAUAUUCUUGAAGACCUGGUGAUAGAGUUCAUCACAGAGAUGACACACAAGGCAAUGUCAAUUGGACGGCAGGGUCGUGUACAGGUUGAGGAUAUUGUCUUUUUGAUCCGCAAGGACCCACGGAAGUUUGCUAGAGUAAAAGACCUGUUGACUAUGAAUGAAGAACUGAAACGAGCCAGGAAGGCUUUUGACGAAGCAAACUAUGGAUCUUGAUGCUUUUGUAUUGUGCAGAGAUGGUAAACAUUAUGGUUACAUGUUAUCCCUAUACACUUUUGAGCAUUUUUUGUUCAAUACUGAGAAAUUAACCCCUACUGCUUUGGGUUUGGGGGUGUGUGUGUGUGGGGGGGGGGGGUUUGGUUGGAUCUCAGUGCUGGAGUGUCUAAAGCUGCAUUUACUGGUUAGAAUUGUCAGACAAGCCUGUAAAUGUAUCUUAAUGUUUUGUAUAUUUUUAAUGCUCUUUCAUGCUAUUUUAAGAAAAGGCGGGGGAGUUCAAACUAGAAGUGCUUUAGAAGUUCAUGCUUGUUUGUAGCAACUUUUGUUUUGAGCUAUGUACCAGAUGACUUGAAAGCUAAAUG